Molecule: messenger RNA, 834 nt
Organism: Morchella sextelata
Lineage: Eukaryota; Fungi; Ascomycota; Pezizomycetes; Pezizales; Morchellaceae
Exons: 4
Coding region: 1-834 (277 amino acids)
Molecular function (GO): RNA binding; RNA nuclease activity
Source: RefSeq, a predicted model, not a curated record
AUGAAGUUCUCAGCGCUCAUCCUCCUUGCCUCCCUCUGCUUCGUCGACGUCGUAACGUCCACCAUCCUCUACUCCAACCCCAACGACGACGCCUACAGCCUCUCAAAACGUUCCCCCGCCAAAGACAAAGGCGGCAAAUCUAGCCGCGGCAGCGGCGGUGGCGGUGGCGGCGGUAAAGCUCCCAAGAGCAAAGCCCGCGCCAAGCCCUGCGCAUCCAUGGACCCGCUGCCCGCCGGCCAAUUCGGCCAUCUCUGCGCGGGCAACAACCGACAAAACACCGCGGGUUUCCGGCGGCCGGCGCAGGCAAAGUUCGACAGGGCCGCCAUUGAGGCUGCGUUGACGGAGGCGGAGAACGGCAAGACGUUCAGCACGGCGACGAAAGAGUACCCGGAUACGUUUUUCAACACGUAUUCGAAGGCCGUGCCGGGGCAGAAGACGAGGCAGGCGGGCCUGAUGUUUCCGGCGGCGGCGACCAAGGACGCUGCGGGGAAGGGGAAGGGGAAGGGGGCGACGAGUACGGGGGAUGACUUGAUGGAGUAUCCGAUCUUUGCGCCGGGCUACGAGGAUGAGGGGAAGGCGGGCGCGUUCAGGAUCAUCUAUUCACACAACAGGGUCAACAACAAGUGCAAGUUUGUUGGAAUCACCGAACAUUUGAACGGUGGCCAGGACGUGGUCAAGUGUAACCGGGACCUCGUGAGAAGGGACAGCCUGGGAGACAAGCCGCACAAGGACUCGCCGCCAUUCCAGGUCCCUCCACGGAAGACGCAGAAGGGCAAGACCAGUACUGGCGGUGGCUCUCAGAGACCGGCCUUGGUGAGGUCCAACACUAUCUAG